Messenger RNA from Medicago truncatula (barrel medic), 806 nucleotides. Its product is annotated as probable FBD-associated F-box protein At5g38565. The coding region runs from base 55 to 426 and encodes 123 amino acids. The transcript has 2 exons. NCBI's taxonomy places the organism in Eukaryota, Viridiplantae, Streptophyta, Magnoliopsida, Fabales, Fabaceae. The record is from RefSeq and is a predicted model, not a curated record.
CCCACAUAGCGGCAUAGCGAGCAUCAAGUUCACGCUUUUCAUAACUUAACUCACAUGGAGCUUAUAUUCACAUCAAAUUGGCGUACCAAAUGGAAGUGGUUGCUAGAAAUGCUGAAGAAUUGCCCUAAACUUCAAAAUCUUACCCUUCACAAGCUUUAUGGACAUGGUAUUGAUGAGGAUGAUUGGAAGGAACCAGAAAUUAUUCCAAACUGCCUUUCCUCUCAACUAAGAACAUGCUCGCUUAUAUAUUACAAAGGCAUGAAGUGUGAGCUUCAGUUUGCAGAGUAUGUUUUGAAGAAUGCCAACUUACUGCGCACGAUGACAAUUAGUGCCUCUCCAGGGGAUUUAACUUUAAAGCACCAAAUGCUAAUGGAUUUAUCUUUGUGUCCAAGGGGCUCUAUUGCAUGUAAACUUUCAUUCAUUUGAUUGAAGAAGGUUAGGACACGUCUACUUUAAUUCCUAUUUUCUAACGUUAUAUUAGAUUCUAGAUAUGCAAUAAUAUCAAUGGGAUGGUUUGAAAUACAUGCACUUUGUUUCAUUAGCUAGGUCUCUGUCAUAUAUUUUCAAAUAAGUUUUUUGAUUCUAGCUCCUCCAAACCUGUGAAAUUUCCUUCCUUGCUGAUAAUUGUUUUUGUUUUAAGUUAUAUCCAUGCUUAUUAGUGUCAGGCAGUUGUUUACUAAAUACUGAUAUGACACAGAACUUGAACCAUCACUAAGUUCAUAUUGAAAUUUGAUUGCAUGCAUGUUGUUGAAGCUGUAAACAGUAGUCUCACAAACAGUACGACAAUGCAUUAGGUAGUCUUUUGA